Molecule: messenger RNA, 1171 nt
Organism: Leptonychotes weddellii (Weddell seal)
Lineage: Eukaryota; Metazoa; Chordata; Mammalia; Carnivora; Phocidae
Source: RefSeq, a predicted model, not a curated record
CACGUCCACUCUUCUCCCUCCCCUCCAGGAGUCGGAGUGCUGUUUUUGUUGUUGGUGGAAGGUGAGGGAACAGCUGAUCCGUGUGUGGGGAGGGCAGAUAUCUUGAGGGCAGGAUGGAAGAAUCAUCACUAAGCCGGGCACCUUCCCGAGGUGGAGUCAACUUUCUGAAUGUAGCCCGGACCUACAUCCCCAACACCAAGGUGGAAUGUCACUAUACCCUUCCCCCAGGCACCGUGCCCAGUGCCAGCGACUGGAUUGGCAUCUUCAAGGUGGAGGCUGCCUGUGUUCGGGAUUACCACACGUUUGUAUGGUCUUCGGUGCCUGAAAGUGCGGCUGAUGGCUCCCCUGUCCACGCCAGCGUCCAGUUCCAAGCCAGCUACCUGCCCAAACCUGGAGCCCAGCUCUACCAGUUCCGAUAUGUGAACCGCCAGGGCCGGGUGUGUGGGCAGAGCCCCCCUUUCCAGUUCCGAGAGCCAAGGCCCAUGGAUGAACUGGUGACCAUGGAGGAGACUGAUGGUGGCUCUGACAUCCUGCUGGUUGUCCCCAAGGCCACCGUGCUGCAGAACCAGCUGGACGAGAGCCAGCAAGAGAGGAAUGACCUGAUGCAGCUGAAGCUGCAGCUGGAGGGACAGGUGACAGAGCUGAGGAGUCAAGUACAGGAUCUCGAGACGGCUCUGGCGACUGCCAGGCAGGAGCACGCGGAGCUGACGGAGCAGUACAAGGGGCUUUCCCGGUCCCACGGGGAGCUCAUAGAAGAGAGGGACAUCCUGAGCCAGCAACAGGGAGACCAUGUGGCACGCAUCCUGGAGCUGGAAGAUGACAUCCAGACCAUCAGUGAGAAGGUGCUGACAAAGGAGGUGGAGCUGGACAGGGUGAGAGACACAGUGAAGGCCCUGACUCGGGAACAAGAGAAGCUCUUCGGGCAACUGAAAGAAGCGCAAGCAGAUAAGGAGCAAAGCGAGGUAAGGGCUCAGAGUCGGUUCGCUUUCUGAAUUGUUCAUCCAGUGUUUAUUAAUUAAGUUCUGAGUUCUAGGCACCAAAGGGAUAUAAACGUAAAGAGAACAUUGUAUGCACUCUCGUAGGAAGCAUAAAAUGUAUACCCAAAUCAGGAUUAGUCAAAGUAAGCAUCACCAGGGAAGAAUAAUGAAGUGUUCUGGUGGGGGCGCCUGGG